AUCGAUGUACUCCCACCUCUAGAACUCACAAAGAAUUUUAUUUAUUUACCACUGAAGAUAUCCGCUGCAAUUUUAUUUUUAACUAUCAUCCAUUUACGCCAGCUAUUGCAAAUUGUUUGAAAUCGAGACAACAAUUCAGAGAUGGAGACGGAGGGCAGCAGGAGCGAAGACAUUGGGCCAGCGAAGACCAGGCCCACCUUAAGCGAGGAGUCUCUCGGGAGCAGCUCCUCGUCGUCGGUGCUCAACUCGUGGACCAUUUUGCCGGUGGCGAAGGAGAAGGAUGACGACCUAGAGAAGACCGAGGAGUUGGCGGAUUUAAGGCCGAGCAGUCGAGCGGACAAGCAGAAAAUCGAGAGAUGCAACAGGGUUGCGGCCGAGGAUCCCCAGGCGGACGACAUUUCCGAUGGUAUUUCGAUAAUCAGCGAUUGCGAGAGCACCGAUCGCAUCUCACCCAAUCUCUUUCUGCGCGAACCACUACUCGGUGACUUGGGUUUCGGGGAUUUGCCCACAAGUUCCGUGGAACUUAUUGCACCCAUACCGAUUAGCACUGGCCAGCAGCUGAAGGAGUAUCCCGAAAGGGAUGAGGUGCAGGUGCAGGAGUCAACGAACAUAGUGCGCUCCAAGUUCGAGCUUGAACUGCCACCACUGGUGCAGAAUGGCCUUACGGCCUUUUUCUAUGUGUCCGCCACUUUGGCCAUUCUGGCCUUUGUAGGCAAGCUUCGCAAUCCGGAGUGGCAGGUCCUCGGCGAGGACAAGCCCCUGGUCGAACUGGAACGCCGAGUGGGUGAGCUGGAGCUGCAAAACAAUCUGCUGCGCGCCGAGAUCGAUAUCAUGUCGAAGAAACUGCAGUAUCUGCUGGGCUCUGGCCAGGAUGGGGUGCAGCGUCAGGGGGCAGGCCGUGCCAAGGGCAAGACCUUCAAGGCCUGGCCCGGUAAUGGGGACUCCGUCAGUCCCGUGGACAUCACCAAGGCCGACCUGAAGCAGCCCUUCCAAUGCCCCGAUGGUCGUUUCGUUGAGAUCGCCGGCAUGUGUGUGGAGAACAAGCAGCAUUUGGACGAGCUAACCGAUGAGAUCGGCAGUGUCGUCAACGAUGUGCUACAGCAGUCCGGAGCCUUUCACAAGUUUGAAAAGAUCACCGAGAAGCUGGGCUCGUUUGCCGGCGAUGAAAACGAAAAUGUGGAUGCAAAAGCUGGGCCAAGAGCAGGCAAUUACCAAGCGAAAAUGGCUGGGCCAGAAACCGUGACUUCCCAUGGCCAGUCGUCGAAGCUGGCGGAUGGUUCGAAAGAUCGUUUUAGGCCCAAACAGUACAACCAGGAGCAGCACUCCUCGCACGAGCGCAAGCAUCGAAGACAGGAGCAGGAUCAUAGCCACUCCAAGGAGCAUGGCAAAAAGAAGUACUACGAUCAGUCGUCCAACAAUCGAGGGCGCUACAAUAAGAAGUCCAACGAACACUCCAAUGAGAACAGCAAGGAGCGCGAUCCGCAAAACGACAGCGGCAGUGGCGAGUGGCACGAGCGGAUGAUGCAACAGCGGGAGAACGCUCGCCACAAGCAUGCCCAGAAGCGCAACAAUAACAACUGGUACAUCGAGCGAGGCGAUGGUCGCGAACAGAUGCGUUCCGGAGAGACCCAACGCUGAAUGGAUCCAUUAUCAAGACGAUGGCCUCUUAAUCUUAACCGUAAUCCCCGAAAAAAGGGAUUGGAACUUAUGCCACAGAGGUCACAUACAUAUAUAUUUUAAUCCCAAGAUAUACUUAAGGACAACGUGUGCUAGUAAAGCGCAAACACCGAAUUUUUGCGCUGGUUCCUAACUCUAUACAUGUUUACCAUAUACAUAUUUCGACAACGUUUCUACAGGGUGUUUUUUCAAGACAGUAGGAUUCAGGAUUCAAGGGCUUUGAAACACACUGUAGAACCAGAGCUUAUGCAAGUGCUUAAUAUUUAUUUAUUUUUUAUCUUAUACCGUUUUUGGCUGCGUAAAAGCUAGCAUUAUCCUUGUAAUCCCGAUUUCGCAAUAUGUGCGAACACACAUACAGUUUCAAUAGUCAGUGUUAAAAGCUAGUGUAUCGCAUUUUUAAUGGAAACAUCAUACAUUUCGCACACAUUUAACUAAAGUGGCACUGCUAUGCGAACAGUUCUCAAGCAAUAUUUUGAAAUGGUUGGUGCAAUUCGAGUUAAAUGUGAGCAAUGUCUUUGUAUAAUAUCGGUUCCUCCCACUUAAAGGUGUGUUUUUGCUACUAAGUUCCAGCUCAACCUAAGAGACAGACCGAUCCAGGUGCGGAUUCACCUUGGCAAUGUCCGUCAAUAAAGAAAAAUCAAUCAAUUCCUUUCAACGAGUACGUGUAUAUCAAUGAUCCUUUUGAAACAUUAGAUUUCGCUAAAAUUAUGUAUUUAUAUAUACAUACAUAUAUAUAUUUGUGAUACCUAUACUAAUAUUUUUUUGUAGUCUA
Molecule: messenger RNA, 2449 nt
Organism: Drosophila suzukii
Lineage: Eukaryota; Metazoa; Arthropoda; Insecta; Diptera; Drosophilidae
Source: RefSeq, a predicted model, not a curated record